AUGGCAGGGACGCCGGGAUCAUGGGAUUCCCACGCUAACUACAAACAUCAGGAGGCAUCUAGGGCCAGGUACAACGGGGUGGUGUUGCACUACGACAAAAGGCCAAUGAAGACACCGUCGGGCGUCAUAAGAGUUAUACUGUUGGUCACCUGUGUCUUGUGCUUGUUAUGCCUGUGCUUUGCUGGCACUUCCAGGUUGGCAUUGUUCAUGUUGCCAAUGCUUAAUCGGAUACGAUUCAUACUGUUCGUCACAUUGUUCAAUUUUCUAGUAACUGGAGCUAUUCUUUUUUUGGAUGUCACGCACACUGUAUACCUAUUUCCGUUCAACUGGGGAAAAUUGAAUGUACUGUUCUACGUCAUGAUGACCAUACUGUGUCUCACAAGCUCCUCGCUAGUCCUUCAUCAAGUAUAUUCAUUUCAUGAGUUUUAUACGUGGGUACCGCGUGCUACGCGCCAUCAAUUGCUCGUUGCUGCAGUAAGUAUUUACAACUAA
Messenger RNA from Metopolophium dirhodum (rose-grain aphid), 492 nucleotides. RefSeq lists its product as uncharacterized. The record is from RefSeq and is a predicted model, not a curated record. Gene Ontology annotation, cellular component: membrane. Lineage: Eukaryota; Metazoa; Arthropoda; Insecta; Hemiptera; Aphididae. The transcript has 3 exons. Bases 1 to 492 code for a protein of 163 amino acids.